AUGUCCCUGCUGAGUCUCGGUCUCAUGGCCACCUCUAGUGGCUUCGCAACGCAGUUGUUGGCGCGGGUCGUUCUGGGCGCGGCCACAUCAGCUGCUUGGUUUUUUGAGCGCCGGCGCACACAUUGGCACGGAAGCUUUUUGACCGCUGACACCACCCUGCCCCAAGGAUCGCUCGGAAACCUCGCAGGUCCACCAUGCAUGGGUGCCCUCUUCGAUGCUGCCAGUGCAGAAGGUCUACCAGAGCCUCAAUUUUGGGCUGUACUGCCACCCCUCCUAUUGUUUGUCAUCAUCUACAAAAUGCUUCACGAUGUUGUGUCCAAAACCGAGCCUUUGCUCGAAAAGGAUAAACAAGACGACCUUUUGGCGAAGGCAUGUGGUGGUCUCUACUUGUUCAAAAACGGCCGGGUGUUGGUUUUAACCUUUGAGCUGAUCUGUAUUUUCGCAGCCAACAAUGCGUUCGUUACAGCCGCAGCUAUUGAACUGCAGAGAAACGGUUUUUCUUCUGCGUGGAUUGGGAUGAUCACCAUGCCUUCGGGAUUGAUGCAGUGCUUGCUAUCACAAUGGGCUGGUCGGGUUGCUGGUUCGGUCAAAAACCGCGAGCGAAUUCUUCUGUAUACACCAACAUUGCUAGGGUCUUCACUGUUGUUUAUAGCUUUCAUCGCCAAGAGCAUGGCAUUUUUGGCCACCCUGGAUUCAUCUGUCAGCACGUUGCUGGUGCCUAUUCUCUCCACGUUGGUCGUUUCGUCCGCGGCACUGGGCGCUGCAGAUGCCCCGGCGAUGUCGAUGAUGGCCGACCUGGCCGCUGCACAAGGUGUGGGCUACGGCCAAGCCCUCACGGCCUCAGAGAUGGCCAUCAACGCAGGCCUAGCAAUGGGUCCUUCGUUGGCAGCCUUGGCAUUAUCCGCAAAUUGGAAUUAUUUCGAGAUUUCUUUGGUAGGCGCAGUUUGCGCCUUGCUGGCUGCGCUCUGUAGUGUUGCCAGAACUGGUAAUGAUGCAGAGCUGUGGGAGCUACACGAGCAGGCAGCUGCAGAUGAGAGCGUUUUCGUUGGUGCUGGAAGGAGUGAAAUGGCCAGGCUCCCGGGACGCGGCAGCUGCAACCUUCUGGAAACCGCUGAACGAGUCAUCCAGCUGACUUACAACAGCCGUGCAUUGCUGGAGGUUGUCUUUGAUGAUGAGACUGGCUUCGGGGAUGGGGUGACACAAAGUUUCUACACGGAUGUUGCAGCAGAACUUUGCUCUGACUCCGAAGGGUCUUUGGGGCUUUGGGUAGAACACCUGCCACAAAGUCGCGUGAUGCAUCAAGGCAAGACAUUUUUGCAUUCUCCGCGUGGCCUUUUCCCACGACCUCAUGUUCCGGGCAGCCCAAAUUCUUUGGCUGCCUGCAAACGCUUUCGCUUUCUUGGCCGCCUCAUGGCAAAGGCAUUGAGAGAUGGCUUCAUCGUCCCAGUUGCGCUGUGCCCCCAUUUCUUCGAGGCGGUUUUAGGUGCAGAUCUACCUCUGGAAGCCUUGCCAUCACCAGGUGACGGUUGGUCUGGGGAGUUCCUGGGCGCUGCGGCGCGCUUCGCCCGGGACCGGCGAGCUGCUGGAGCUGCUGGAGCUGCUGGAGCUGCUGAACCGGGCUGGGCCGCCAAAUAUGUCCAGGCCAAAGGUGCUGCGGGCGAGAUGUCUUUCGACGAGUACUCUCAGCAUUGUUUCUUCCUGGAAACAGGGGCAUCAGGCAUGGAGAUUUGUGAAGGUGGAGCAGAACGUGCCCUCUCCAUUGCUAAUCUUGACGAUUUCGUGGAAUGUGCAGCCCAGUGGUGGUUAAGGGAUGGUAUCAUACCUCAGAGCGCGCUAGCACCCACUCGCCGCGCAGAUGUCGAAUUGCCCGAGCCACCAGAAUUGGCAAUGUCUGACGAGUCUGACGUCAAUGGCCUUGAAGCGAUGAGUUUUGUGAACGUGGCGUCCGUGACCAUGUCUGACAGUAACUCUGGGGCGGUGGGAGAGCCGUCUUUCGACUCUUUCAAGUCCUACGUUUCCGAAAGGAUUCGGGUAACCGACAAAGAGAUCCUGCGUGGCAUCACUCUUCGGGAGUCCUUGCGCAGAGGCGGAAGUUUGUGGCGGAAGAACCCCGAGCAAUUGACGAGAGGAGCCCGGGAAGAGUUAUAUCAGAAGUCCAGGCUCAUACAGCACUUGGACAUCUUCGUUUCGCACACCUGGGCCUCUGGAGGGUGGUCCAAAGCUCUGUCGCUUUUGAUGCAAAGUGGCUGCGGCGUCGCUUUGAUCUUUUGGUUCUUCGGAAUAGUACUUGCCGCCUUACUUUGUCACGCAGAUAUUUUGCCCAUGCCCCUCAGAUAUGCCCCUGGCACAGAAAGGUUUUCAGAAGCUUGUCCAUUGGGACCUUGGGUGAUGAUUUUGGGUACCUUCGGGACACUUGUGGGCUUGAUGCUUUCGCCAUAUUGCCCACGCUGCAAUCCGAUGGACAUGUGCUUCAUAGACGCAGCUUGCGUUCAGCAGACAGAUGAGACAAUGAUGAAAAGAGGUAUUCAUGGCAUCGGAGGUUUUCUGUUAGUUUCAAAGGAACUUCGCAUCAUUUGGAGCCCCGUUUAUUUGACCCGUUUGUGGUGUGUUUUCGAAAUCGCUACCUACAAGAAGUUGAAUCCUGAUGGUGCGGUUGUUCUGGCGCCAAUUUUCUUGGAGACUGUUGUGGUCCUUUUCUAUGCGUCAAAUUUGCUUGGUGCAGUUGCUUACUUGUUCAUCCGUGGCAGUGGUGCUGGAAGCUAUGUCGCUAUACCCGCCUUGCUCCUCUGUUGUUUACCAUACCUGAUCACUAUCCACUACCUGCGGAAAAAUUAUGUACAAAAGCAUCGGCUAUUUGCACAGUUUGAGAACUUUGACUUGGACUUAGUGGAAUGUUCCAAUGAAUCGGACCGCAACUUUGUCCAUACAGCUAUUACUCAACUGUAUGGCAGCAACGAAGGCUUCACUAGCUAUGUGAAAGGCGCCCUUCGAGAGGAACUCCUGCGCCCAAUUGCUGGCAGUGUUGGGCCUGAAAGGUAUGCGCUAUUGAUUGAAUCUCCCAUACUCAGCAUGUUGCUGGAAUUUUGCAUUGCGCUUUGGAAGGGCGGGGCUCUACCUGAUGUGAUCCUUCUCUAUGCAGUGUCACUAGUUCUGGGACUGUUGUUUCAUCAUCGAACGGCCAUCAGUCUCGCCAUACUUCUGAGCGAUCACUUUGCGGAGCCUGCGUGUUCAUCGAUCUGCGUGGACUUACUGCAGACAUUUCUGAUCUUCCUCGUGUUUCUGCUACAUGUUGCGCUCGGCACUGCGCUGUGCCAGGGAGCAUUCUUCACCAAUCAGUGGUUGCUCUUGCCAGGCAUUAGCAUUCUCUUUGCGGUGGCGCAUUUCGCUGUGAUUUGGUUACAGCGCAAAUCGAACUCUCGUCGACUGACAUCGACAGCCUCAUAG
Cladocopium goreaui is the source of this 3444-nucleotide messenger RNA. Lineage: Eukaryota; Dinophyceae; Suessiales; Symbiodiniaceae. The record is from the annotation of a GenBank genome assembly.